GGGAAACAGGUUGGAUGUGCCGUCACUGAAACCCUCAAUGAGGAGGUAUGGUGUAGCGUACUUACAGUACAAUAGUGCUUCCUCCACUAUUACAGAUGUGGAUACAUGCACGAUCGAUUCUUGCGGAAUGGCGAGUACAGGGUCGUCUGUGCCGAUUACCCCCCGCGGUCCGAUAAGCGUUCUCCCACAGUUCUCAUUUCCUUUACCUCCUUUGCUAUGCCCGGUAUCCCAUAGCCCAAUCCAAUUUCAUGACCAUACCGUGGGUUACAAGGUAUUGAUGGAAAGCGAUCGAGUCUCCCGUUAUGAACUCUGUGAAACUUGUGUCAGUCCGUGCAAUGCUCAGCACACAAAUGAAGGCAUGGCAGCAACCUCACAAGCUUUGAAUUUAAUGGAGGACUUUUGGACUCGUUAUCAAGGAAAGCUGGUUGGGUCUUCAAGCAGCUUGUUAGAGCCUUUUUCUUCAAGUCACCCACAAUGCGUCGAGGAUUUCUUUGCCUCGCGGAACGUGAUCAUGGUAGACGAAUUUGGGGCAGCUUUUGACGAUUUGGGGUUUCCAAGUAACUCGGUGCAAGGUCUUCAAUCCCGUGCGUCUGUGUCAUUGCCAAGUCCUAGUAAUCUUAAAAGGAGACAAGCCAAACGUAGUCCCACUUACCCUUUACGCAACGUCACCGCGAACCACUUCUCGCACGAGCACACGCAGCAGCAGCCUAAACGUGGGAAAUUUUGGGCUACUGUCAAGGAUCUAAUAACCCGGGGACGUUGCACAGGCGCGGACUCACAGGAUGUCGCUUUCAGUGACGUUUGGACCGAUCAACUUGUGAUAAGCGAUGAGGGACGUCCAUCACUGGAAAUCCGACCUCUAAUGAAGCAUGAACGACUAUUGGGAAUGGUGGAAGCAGGUGGUCACUACUUUGAUGUGGAGACAGCACUUCGAAGGAGUCCGCUUAGGAUCACAAUGCUGGGCAAGCGUGCCUAUAGAUCUUUACCUCUGCCGCAUCUGAUGGUUUGACAAACGCUUUUACCUAUUCAUACAGACUCGUCUGGUCCUCAAAAGACCGCAAAAAUGGAUCGGACAAUGGACGUGUAGCUCAGCAUAGCACAUUAUAAUACGCAUUAGAGUUAGUUUUUUAGCAGUGAAAGUCGAAAUAGAAAAAAUGGUGGUUUAGAAC
This is a messenger RNA of Spizellomyces punctatus DAOM BR117, 1169 nucleotides long. RefSeq lists its product as uncharacterized. The transcript has a single exon. NCBI's taxonomy places the organism in Eukaryota, Fungi, Chytridiomycota, Chytridiomycetes, Spizellomycetales, Spizellomycetaceae. The coding region runs from base 38 to 1009 and encodes 323 amino acids. The record is from RefSeq and is a predicted model, not a curated record.